UCGCGAUAGGCGAGACUGGGCUUCGCGGAAGUGAUUCUCCGGAAGCAGCAUGGCUGCUCCGCUCAACUGACCCGGCUCUACCUACCUGGUGAACCGCCGACGAGAUGCAGUCGGACGAUGUUAUCUGGGAUACACUAGGAAACAAGCAAUUUUGUUCCUUCAAAAUAAGAACCAAGACUCAGAGUUUCUGCAGAAAUGAAUAUAGCCUGACUGGACUAUGUAAUCGGUCAUCCUGUCCCCUGGCAAACAGUCAGUAUGCCACUAUCAAAGAAGAGAAAGGACAGUGCUACUUGUAUAUGAAGGUUAUAGAACGAGCAGCUUUCCCCAGGCGUCUCUGGGAACGGGUCCGGCUUCAUAAAAACUAUGAGAAAGCACUGGAGCAAAUAGAUGAAAACCUAAUUUACUGGCCCCGUUUCAUUCGACACAAAUGUAAGCAGAGAUUCACCAAGAUCACUCAGUACCUAAUUCGAAUUCGAAAACUUACACUUAAGCGACAGAGGAAACUUGUUCCUCUGAGUAAGAAGGUGGAGCGGAGGGAAAAACGGAGAGAGGAAAAGGCAUUAAUAGCUGCUCAGCUGGACAAUGCCAUCGAAAAAGAGUUGCUGGAGAGACUGAAACAGGAUACGUACGGUGACAUCUACAACUUCCCCAUCCACGCCUUCGAUAAGGCCCUGGAACAGCAGGAGGCAGAGAGUGACUCUUCAGAUGCUGAGGAAAAAGAUGAUGAAGAAGAUGAAGAAGAUGUGGGGAAAAGAGAGUUUGUGGAAGACGAUGAAGUGGAUGAGAGCGACAUAAGUGAUUUUGAGGAUAUGGAUAAACUGGACGCCAGCAGUGAUGAAGAUCAGGAUGAUAAAUCCUCCAGUGAAGAAGAAGAAAAAGCCCUUGAUGCCAAACACAAAGGCAAAACACCUCUGAGAGGGCCUUUGAGGAAGAAAAGAGCCUACGUAGAGAUAGAGUACGAGCAAGAGACAGAGCCCGUGGCCAAGGCCAAAACCACGUGAUUUCCCUUCAGACAUUUGUAAAUAGGACUGAACAUCUUCCUUUUUUACAUCUUAAACACAUAACACUUCUGGGUUUUGCUCUUCAUCUUGUUUUUUAACACAAUAUUUGUGUUUUUAAUAUUUAUGCUAGUUCUGUGGGGCAAAAAAUCUGGGAGUGGAGAAAAGCCUAAAUUGUGAAUAUUUUUAUAGCAUUGUUACAUGACAUGUGCUGAAGUAACAGCUUGAGCCCAAGAAGCAUAAGGGAUGAGUCUGUGGGUAUAAAUAUUUCUAAAUUUAAAUGUUACCCACUCACCCCUGUUUCCUUGGCAUCCUCCCUCUUGCAUGCCUCCCCCACCCCUUUAUUUAGAAAUGUCCAGAUUCCAUUUUUUCAUAUUCUCCUUUCCCUACUUCUGUGGGAGUUAAAAAGAAAGAAGGAAAGAGAAAGUUUAAGUUAUAAUGUUUAGUAUAAAUAUACCUUUUGCCUGAAAUAAUUCCAUUUAAAACAACUGGAAGAGAAAGAAAAUUCUUUUCAGGAAAGUAAUACAAGUCUUAAGUUGCGUCGCAGGGAGCGCCUUCAGAAAGCUGUUGCACUCUUCGGAUGCAGCUCCCCACCUGACUGUCUUCACAGCUGUGGAGGAUUUUAGCCAGGAGACCCUGAAACGUGAAACCAGACAGGCUUGUUUUUUUGAUUGUUACUGCACAUUGGUGGUUUUUUCUUGGUAUCAGACUCAAAGAAGGAAAGAACCGAUGACACCAGGGCAGUUCACAGAACUGGUGUGACUUUAGGAACUGGAAAUGUCCUACUGGCUCACGAAGCAGCAGCUUUCUACCAACCAGGAUGAAUCAGAUUAGAUCUAGGGCUUGAAAACUGAUGGAGGUUAAAAAGCCAAGAUGAAUAAAAUAUCCCUCAAUAUUUUUAGGAUGUUAAUUUCUUUUCAUGCUGCCUAUAACUUUAAAUUGAAGAUUUUGAGACAAUGAUUUAUAAAUUAUGUAUACAUGGACACACAGCUGUUAUAUGCGAUGGCUUGGAGAAGUAAACUUCUGUGGAAUAUGAGACCAAAGGAAGAAUUCCCACAUGGAUAAAUAAAGUAUGUGGAAAACA
Dama dama (fallow deer) is the source of this 2082-nucleotide messenger RNA. It is a transcript of the gene MAK16, whose product is annotated as MAK16 homolog. Lineage: Eukaryota; Metazoa; Chordata; Mammalia; Artiodactyla; Cervidae. The transcript has 10 exons. Gene Ontology annotation, cellular component: preribosome, large subunit precursor; nucleolus. Gene Ontology annotation, biological process: maturation of 5.8S rRNA; maturation of LSU-rRNA. The record is from RefSeq and is a predicted model, not a curated record. Bases 105 to 1001 code for a protein of 298 amino acids.